Molecule: messenger RNA, 766 nt
Organism: Salvia hispanica
Lineage: Eukaryota; Viridiplantae; Streptophyta; Magnoliopsida; Lamiales; Lamiaceae
Source: RefSeq, a predicted model, not a curated record
AUGCUUUUGAGAAUUGGCCCAACUUCUUCUCAUCUCCUUCGGUCAACUCCUUCCCCAUUCACUUCAAAAUCCCUAAAACACAAAAAUCCCCAAAUCGAAAAGGGGAUCGAUCGCAGAGGAAGAGCAGCGGCUUCGGAGCCAUCACUCCAGCUCCUCCGCGGUGCUGCCGCCGCUGGUCACAGAACCAGCUCCUCCGCGUUGCUGCGCAGUCGGAAGAAGAGGGAAGGCAUCGCCUCUGUGAAUCCUUCUCCCUCUCGGCGACUGCUCCCUUCCGGCGUUCACACACCACCGCCGGAGUCCAGCAGAGCCCCUCGUCCCUUCGCGAGGCUUCUGCCUCUGCUGCUGCUCGGCGAGGCUCGAGGCGCCGCCGCUUCGCGCUACUGCAUCUCCUUCAACGCCGUCGCCGUCGGUCUCGGCGGUCAACAGGCAGCAGCUAAGAAAGCUGGUGUGCAGGGGCUGUUUUGGAGGAGCAAGAAUGGCAGCUUUGACUUGCCUCUUUUGGGUGAGGGAGAAGCUUGGCUGCCACGUUGCUGUCCAGAAAUGGCUUGCUGCCCUGGGCCCGACGGGCUGAUCUAAUGCGGGCCGCGGUUCGGGCCUGGAGAAGAGGCCCGAAGUGCAUCAAGAUUUCUCCUUUCUCUUCUUUGUUUUAUUUAUUUGAAACCUUUGUUCCAUGUACAUUUUUUUUGGUUAGUUGUUCAUUUUAUUAUCUAUGUAAUGCUAUUUGAAUUUCUUUAUACCUGGGAAAAGACUUCUUGUCCUUCUUUCA